Mercenaria mercenaria is the source of this 505-nucleotide messenger RNA. RefSeq lists its product as uncharacterized. The record is from RefSeq and is a predicted model, not a curated record. The coding region runs from base 104 to 424 and encodes 106 amino acids. Lineage: Eukaryota; Metazoa; Mollusca; Bivalvia; Venerida; Veneridae. The transcript is spliced from 3 exons.
AAACUUCUUAUCUGGAAGCUAACCAUGUAAUUAUCAUAUUCAAGUAAUGGCUAGUACAUAAUAUAACUUACCUUAUAACUAUUUGCAGCUGAAAAUAAACCAAAUGGCAACAGUUCAGAGUGCUACCAGCAUAAUCAAGUUGACGGUGGUUUUAGUUCUUGGUCAAGUUGGAGUCUAUGCUCUAACAAAUGUGGAAAUGGCCUCAGGUCACGAAGACGUUCGUGUAAUAACCCCCUGCCAAAAUAUGGUGGAAGAGAUUGUUUUGGAGAAAAGAAAGAAAUACAAGCUUGUUUUGGAAGUUGUCCAGUUUGUUCAGAUACACUGGGAAAAUGUUAUAGCGUUUUACCGUCGAUGUCAGUGUGGAACAAUGCUCGAUAUGACUGCUGGAAAAGACAUAUGCAACUUGUAUCUAUAUUUUCAAUAGAGGAAUUACGUUUCAUCAAAACUUUAUUACGAGAGAGGAGAUUUUUAGAUGGAGACACAGCAUAUAGUCUCUUCAAUGUUA